Messenger RNA from Xylaria bambusicola, 2600 nucleotides. RefSeq lists its product as uncharacterized. The coding region runs from base 1 to 2325 and encodes 774 amino acids. Lineage: Eukaryota; Fungi; Ascomycota; Sordariomycetes; Xylariales; Xylariaceae. The transcript is spliced from 4 exons. The record is from RefSeq and is a predicted model, not a curated record.
AUGAAGUAUGACAAGAGAGACUUUGCUGCCAUUGAGUUUCUCCUUCGCAAAGGUCGACGUCAGCUUGAACUCUACGCUGCACCUGGCAUCAAAGACAUCAGAUUAGACGAUGACUACGCUCAAUUUGCCUUAGAAGGGGAGUCCGCAUCAUCGACCAAGGUUCGAUUACCCGUUGCCAACCGAUGCCGGCGGAGUGCACCCCGAACGGCCUACGCAUCAAAUAUCUCAGUCUCCUCUACCUCAAGCAUCAGCUACAUCAACAUGGAUUGCGAGUCAGCAGACGCUUGCCCGCGAGGCCUUGCCAUUGGUAAGAUAAGACAUAAUGCCGGGUAUCUUCGUCACUUUCUAGACUCAACAUAUGCGAGGCGACCUGAACGGAAAACGCCAAACCGGGAAAAGCGAUUUGGGCUUGCAGAUCCUCUUGCCUGGGACGUUAUCAAUAGAUCACUCACCCAGCAGCACCGAUUAUCCUCUUUAGUUGACCCCGAUGGCCCUGGAAUUCUCCCGCCGAAGCAGUCUUCCAACAAGACCAUUGAUGUCACCUCUAGCGAUUCUAGCCAACGGAGGGCUCUCAAUCGGUUUGCAAGGGAACUUGAAAAGUACGCCGAUGCAGCCGGUGCUGCUGGUAAAGACCCUGUUAUUACUCCCACAAUAUCAGAGUCCAAGGCGUCACUUCAUACCGUCAAACCGUUGGUGCCUUACAAAGAUGAGUUUUUGGCCGCUGGCCUUGCUGUAACAUCUGCAGAGCAGAGACGGGCUUUGGCUCAUCAGACAAAUGCGCAAGCCACGCAUCGAACAACUAAACCACAUCAACACUCGAGCAGGACAUUAGAGACUAGGAAGAAGCCAGCUACGCCCGGCGAUGGUCCUUCGUCUAAUGCAAGCCCUUCAAUUUCAUGUACUAGCUCUGGCUCUUACAUCGAAUUCAGCCCACGAGGCGGACACAUGUUACAUGCUGUUGAUACAUUGGUGCCACGAAGAGGCACUGCGAAGUCGAAAUGCUGUCAUCAUGCUAGGAAACGUCUCAUUUCCUGGUUUAUCAAAAAGCCAACUAGCAAAAGCAGUAGCAUACUCGCACAUCAUCCCCCAGUUCGAACCCACCAUGUCCACGGUAGGCAAGUAAAUUCGAAUGGCCCAUCGUCUGCUCAUCUAGGGCGCCGCCGACUUCAACAUAAAACGCACAAACCGUUCAUACAAGACAUCCCGGAGGUUCAAUUGUGGCCAAAACCUGUGCCUCCCGUGAAAUACGUGACCCCCAAGAAGAAUCCAUGCGUAGCACUCAACAGUGACUACUAUGAGCAACGCGAUCUGGGGUUCCACUCCGCCGAGGAAAAUACGCACCAGCAUGCUCCUUUUGAUGCGAAGCAGUCCCUAGGUUCCUUUGGGUUGCAAGGCAAGAGAAAUAUAACGAAGGGUGUCCUGCCCAAGCCUCUCCCGGUACCCAUAGCAACCAUAGAUGAAGAGACAGAGGUUAAUACCUUAACGGACAACAAUGCUCCAAAUGGCUCUUUACCUCCUGCACAUCUGAAGGAGGCGCCGAGCGUUGUAGAAGGCCCUAGCCGCCGGAUCAACGGCGAGUCUUCAAUGACGCACCAGUCAUCGGUGCCAUCUUUGCCAUUCGCAGCUAGACUAGCAGCCAGUACCGCUUCGUCACUGCAGCGAGCGUUGGAUGACGCAUACCAGAAGGUCGAAAGCGACACUCAGAAAGCAGGCAGUCUACCAGAGAAAGAAGCUAUAAAGAAGGAGCCACCACCACCAAUCCCACGGCGAGAUUCACGGCACAAUGCGUCCCAUCAUCCGCACCCUCGCAGACCACGUUCGACGGACAAAUUCAUCUACGUGAAAAGGAAUAUGCCAACAGUAGAGGCAUCUUCAUCAUCUUCCAAGCCUUUGCCACCUGCGCCACUAUCUGUAGCGCAAGUUACGCCUAAGAAGCGUCCUGACAUCAAACCGCCUCAGCCCAAACACACAGCCCCUCCAACGCCUCGACCCUUGACCGGGAAACGCAAGAAUGCAGUAGCAGAACUGGCCAAAGCAGAGGAGAUGCUGAGAGAUCUAGACGUAUUUCUCAACGACUACGAUGAUGCAGCUAUUGAGGACCGGGACGUCAUCAAGGGUCUACAGGUGGCCAUCCACGCGGCGGCCGAUGAUCUAUACGAUGGGUACAUAAGACACAAGACAGGGCUGCGAAUCCGACGGUUCUUGGCGGAUCUGAAGUCAUUCGAAGACAUAACUGAGCUUGGUCCAACAGAUCAGCGGGCCAGGGAGAAGCGUGCUGAAACCAGAAGACUUGAGGGUGUUAGGAAUCGGAAGAACGACCGGUGAGAGGGAGAAGAUGCGUAAUUAUGUACCUUUCGUCGCGUGCCCAUUUCUCUUGCGGACGACGGCACGACCUAGAUAGUGAACAAUGCCAUAUCUGCUAUAGGCAACAACUCGAAAAGCGUUUCUACGUGAUAUUCCGCUUGAAAUCCCAUGAUCUAGUUUCUAAGUCCCCAGUAUAGGUACUUAAAUGUAGAUACAGAUAUAACCUUGGAACUACUACCUAGGUACAUUACAUAGGUAGGUAGUAUGACAGGUUGCGGGGUCCGCUGUGCCCCUUU